Molecule: messenger RNA, 1821 nt
Organism: Salvia miltiorrhiza (redroot sage)
Lineage: Eukaryota; Viridiplantae; Streptophyta; Magnoliopsida; Lamiales; Lamiaceae
Product: probable folate-biopterin transporter 7
Exons: 2
Coding region: 310-1623 (437 amino acids)
Cellular component (GO): membrane
Source: RefSeq, a predicted model, not a curated record
AAUCGACAUACACGUGGAUACCUCUAGUGGUGGAUUCAAUUCGCAGGAAUCGAGACGCAUGUUUACUACACAACGAGUAAGUUAAUUUUAUUGUUGUGUACGUUUGUAAUCUCUACACAUGAAUCAAUUGUAAAUCUAGAUCUAAUCCUUGAAUGUAUAUUCCGCUGCGUAUCAUUAGAUGAUGUCAAGGAUAACCAACAACUCCACCGCCUUCUGCAUCCGAAUUUCCGACUAUAUUCCAAGGAACAUCCUCCUCCACAUCACCAUCCUCGAUUUCAUUAAUUUGUUUGAAAUCAUUAAUGUGCAGCGAUGGUGAGUGCGCGCGGGAUUGGCAGAAAGAGGAAAUUAUUGCUAGGGAUUGGGUAUUUUGUGCAGGGGCUGAGGUGUUUCCCAUGGAUGGGGGUGAAUUUCUUUCUCAAGGAUGGGAUGCGAGUGGCUCCCGCCACUCUUCAGAUCCUUCAGAAUUCGGCCAAUUUGCCCAUGGUGGCUAAACCUUUGUACGGCAUUCUCUCCGAUUCCUUCUACGUCUUCGGCGAGCAUCGUAUCCCUUACAUCGCCUUUGGAGCUUUUCUACAGGCAAUAUCAUGGAUGGCUAUUGCAAUCUUUGCUGCAUCAGACAUCUCCUUUGCAUCUGUUACAUUUUAUCUCCUUCUUGGGAAUUUGGGUGCUUCUAUAGUCGAGGUUGCAAAUGAUGCCAUAGUGGCAGAGACUGCAAAACAACCUACUUCUUCUUCCAAAAAAACCAAAUCCUCUUCAUCCGGUGGGCUGCAGUCGUUCGUCUGGAUGGCCUCGUCGAUAGGUGGAGUUCUGGGAAAUCUUAUAGGUGGUAUUCUUAUUGAUCGGUUUUCCCCACGGAUGAUGUUUUUAAUCUAUGGCAUUCUCCUUUCGUUUCAGUUCUUAAUAAUCGGACUUAUUCGAGAGACCACUCUAGCCCUACCAACGAGUUCAUCCCUAGGUUUUAGGAAGCAAUUAUCUGAACUCUUUGCUGCGCUCAAGAAGCCGGACCUCCUUUACGCAAUAAUCUGGUUUGCAUUUUCCUAUGCUGUGAUCCCAGCCCUAACAGGCACCAUGUUCUUCUACCAAACUCUACAUUUGAAGAUCGAGUCAUCACUACUUGGGAUAUCGAAGGUGGUGGGCCAAGCAGCCAUGCUCCUAUGGGGCGCUAUUUACAAUCGCCACCUCAAGUCAAUUUCAUCGAGAAAACUGAUCGUAGCCGUUCAGGGGACCAUGAUUGUAUUCAUGUUAUCGGAUUAUCUUUUCGUGAAGGGGUUCUAUCAGAACCUUGGCAUUUCCAACUCCUUGUACGUCAUCGCAUUCUCCGGCUUGCUCGAGGUUCUCUAUUUCUUCAAGAUUCUACCUUUCAGCGUUCUGAUGGCACAGCUCUGUCCACCGGGUUGUGAGGCCUCCAUAAUGGCAUUUGUCAUGUCCGCCAUCGCACUUGCGUUCAUAGUGAGUGGCUACCUAGGCGUCGCCCUUGCCUCCUAUUUUCGGGUAAGUGGAGAUGAUUUCUCAGGCCUUCCGGGAGCUCUUCUGGUGCAGGCAGCAUGCACGCUUGUGCCUAUCUUCUGGGCGUCGUGUGUUCCAGACGACGUGAAGGCCAAAGGAAAGUCGAAGGAGAACUAGAUGCUGUCGCUCGCUAGGUUCUUGUAUUUCUUGUGUUUGUCUCAUUUCUAUCCUUUUAAGUUUAUAUGCCAUUGACGUAAUCUCAAGCUUAUUAGGUAUAUAGUUUUCAAUAGAAUGAAUAUAUAUAUGUUGAUUUAACACGGUUGUGAAUUUUUGGUUUUAGUAGAGGUAAUAAAGCAAGAAAAUUUAUUCUCUCCA